Messenger RNA from Wasmannia auropunctata (little fire ant), 2150 nucleotides. RefSeq names its product phosphoglycerate kinase (gene Pgk). Gene Ontology annotation, cellular component: cytosol. Gene Ontology annotation, molecular function: ADP binding; ATP binding; phosphoglycerate kinase activity. The transcript is spliced from 5 exons. Lineage: Eukaryota; Metazoa; Arthropoda; Insecta; Hymenoptera; Formicidae. The record is from RefSeq and is a predicted model, not a curated record. Gene Ontology annotation, biological process: glycolytic process; gluconeogenesis. Bases 16 to 1527 code for a protein of 503 amino acids.
GGUCCAGGACGAGAGAUGAUUCCGAUCCGGUUGAGCCGGACGCAUCGAGCGUUGCAAAGAAUUACCGGAGGUCGCCACGCUCGACGACCUUGCUUUGACUUUGGGACAGCGACUUGUCGCGGCUUGUUGAACUCGUCCUCGUCGAGCGGCGAUCGUCGGCUGCGCGACGUUACGUCACGUCUCGUUGGUAAAGGGUUAACGAGGCUCGUCACGCCCGGCGGUACUCGCCUCUUCUCCAGGUACACCGCGGCAAACGGACCCACGAGGGAGAGCACCAUCGCGAUGGCGCUCAACAAGCUCAGCAUCGACAAGGUGGAGUUGGCGGAUAAGAGGGUGCUUAUACGGGUUGACUUCAACGUGCCGCUGAAGGAGGGGAGGAUAACGAACAAUCAGAGGAUCGUCGCCGCCCUGGAUACGGUGAGGCACGCCGUCGACAAGAAGGCCAAGUCGGUCGUGCUGAUGUCCCACCUGGGCCGUCCGGACGGCCGUAGGGACGAGAAGUACACGUUGAAACCCGUGGCCGAGGAGCUGAAGACUCUGCUGGGAAGGGAGAUCCUGUUUCUGAACGACUGCAUCGGACCCGACGUGGAGGCUGCUUGCGCCAACCCGGCGCCCGGCACCAUCAUCUUGUUGGAAAACCUGAGAUUUUACGUCGAGGAGGAGGGCAAAGGAGUAGGUCCCGAUGGAAGUAAGAUUAAAGCCGACAAAGACAAAGUCACCAAAUUUAGAGCGUCUCUGAGAAAGCUGGGAGAUGUGUACAUCAAUGAUGCCUUCGGUACGGCCCAUCGUGCCCACAGUUCUAUGAUGGGAGAUGGUUUCGACGUAAGAGCAAGCGGUUUUCUCCUGAAGAAGGAACUCGCGUACUUUGCGAAAGCUCUGGACAAUCCGGAGAGACCGUUCCUGGCUAUACUCGGAGGGGCCAAGAUCGCCGACAAGAUCCAGUUGAUUAAUAACCUCCUGGACAAGGUGAACGGAAUGAUUAUCGGAGGUGGUAUGGCCUACACGUUCUUAAAAGUGUCCAAAGGCAUGAAGAUCGGAAAUUCGCUGUUUGACGAGGAAGGAGCGAAAAUUGUGAACGACCUGUUGGAUAAAGCGAAAAAGAAUAACGUCCAGAUUCACUUGCCGGUGGAUUUCGUGACCGCCGAUAAAUUUGCGGAGAAUGCAGCGGUGGGGGCCGCGGAUGUUGAGAGUGGUAUACCCGAUGGGUGGAUGGGUCUCGACGUCGGCCCAAAAUCAAGAGAUUUGUUUGCAGAACCAAUCAAGAGAGCAAAGGUCAUCGUGUGGAACGGCCCGGCGGGAGUGUUCGAGUUUGAGAACUUCAGCAAGGGUACGAAGAGCCUGAUGGACAACGUCGUCGAGGCCACGACCCGGGGAACGAUUACCAUCAUCGGCGGCGGCGACACGGCGACGUGCGCGGCCAAGUGGAAGACGGAGGAUAAGGUGAGCCACGUGAGCACCGGCGGUGGCGCGAGCUUGGAACUGCUGGAGGGUAAAGUAUUGCCCGGAGUCGCCGCUCUCUCGUCGUAAACCUGUCUUCGAAAACAUUGAUGUAAAGACAAAUCGUUCUGUGACGUUUUAUAUAACGUUCGCCGGUUCUGUAGAAAUUUAACGUUGUAGCGUUCGAAUGUUGGGGUGACCGGGUAUUCGGCGUUGGUGAGAUUAACGUAGAGAUUAACAAGAACAUAUCCAUUCUUUAUCUCUUGAGUUGUGUCAGCGUAAUCGCGUUGCUUCGUUUUUUUUGUCUCGCGAACCCCAGCAUUCUUUCACGAGAAACAUUGAAAUUGUACGUAGAUCACUUAGAUCUCUAUAGUACAAUUAUAUUAGUGUACAGCUGUAGGUGUGAGCUACAAACGCGUGAAAUGUGUAUAUUAUGUGCAGAAUGUAAUGUACUAAGACAAUAUAUAAAUCCAUGUAAAAUCUUGUAUAUUAGCUACUAAGGAAGUAAUUGUAAGGAGAGAGAGACAGUCGCCGUUAUACUAAAUGUAAUCGUCCCUGCACGGUAAAAAGUUCGCUCAUAGUUUGAACACAGACUCUUCGGAUUACUCUGCAUCGUAAAAUGUAAAUAUUACCUUUUAUUUUAAGAAAGAGAGUAAUUAUACAUACUUUCGGUCGUCUGUAAUGUCGAAAAUAAAUACCUAUAGUGUAUAUAA